AUGUCCAUGCGGGGGUCCAUGAGGCGCUCACACCUCCGACAGGUCAGCGCCGCCAGUCUGGACUCGGUCUCGUCUCGCUCUGUGGACACGGCACAGCAUGACGCAUUGCAGCUCAGUGACCAUCCGUCUAGCUCAGACGGGAAGACCUAUAAGUUUUCGUCGACGGGUCUAGAUCGCAGGCAGUGCUCUCUUUGGGUUCAUGACGAGACGUUCUCCAAGGAGGAGAUUCUGUUUAACCAGGCUGCAUUCGCGGACACAGGAGUGCGUGAUGGGGAUCUUAUUGAGAUUCUGUCGGCGAGGACAGUGGUGGACGGUCCAUCGUCGGGACAGUCACAGUCGCAUUCGUUUAAUCUGGCUGUGAAGCCUGAUAUGAGGACGAGAUCGAUGCGCGAUGUGCAUGGCCAUGGCCACUCUCAUGUUGAGACGGCUUCGUCAUCAAGGUCGCAUGCCAUGUCCAAGUUCAAGACACCCCUUCAGACCCGCUGCUUAUUCAUCGCGAAGCCGCUGCCGAAUGAGAUUAGGACGAAGCAUCCGAAGCUAGAGUUGUCUGUUACGAGCAGUGUUGCGAACAUCUUUGGCUUCAAGAAUCGGAGCACGGUGUAUAUUUCGAUCGUUGAACAGACACAAUGCGCUGCGUCUCAUGUGGAUAUCUCAUUCCGCGACCAAUUUCUUGUUCGGUCUGAUAUGUGGAGACUUGUCAUGUCGGAAUUAGCGGGUAAGAUUGUCUACAAAGGGCAGAAGAUUGUGUUUAUGGGGAGCAUCAAGGCGACUGUCAAGAAUAUCUUUAUUCGGGGGAAGAAGGUUCUCUCGGGCUUCUUCUCGCCGCAGACUAUCCCGGUGUUCCGGAGCGAGUCUGCGAAAUAUGUCUUGUUCAUCCAAAUGUCGAGAGAGAUGUGGGAUUUCGACUCGGAGGGGACGGGCGAUAUCCUAUUUAGCAGGGUGAUUAAUGGGUUUUUGCCAGAGUUGUUCAAGCGGUGGGCGAACGCCGAUGCGAGGCACUUGGUUACGAUCGUGCUGUUUACUCGGGUCGAAUAUGAUGCAUCGAUCACGGGGCUCCCAUCAACACUUAACUCAGAAAACUUGAAGAAUACAUCUGAGCCCAACCAUGCUCCCACUCGGGACUUUUAUCGCGUUGUGGUCAACGAUAUGGCAAGUGGCCACUGGACAACGAUUUUGGAUGAACUGAAGAAGGAUUUUAGGACGUUCCUACGAGAUGUGUCGAUAUUGAAGGUACCAGAAGACCCAGUUGCGUCAACAAGUGCUAGCACUACUCCGAAGGCGACUAUUGGAGGACGCCCUAGCACUGCCCUUCGCGGCAAUAUUCUGGAAGCAAUUCACCUUGCGUCGUCUCAUCUAGCGUUCGACCACAUUGAUCGUGACAUGGUCCAUACUGGAACAUCCAUCAUUGUCAUUACCCCGGGAAGUGGCGUCUUCGAAGUGUCGUACGAGUCUCUAGCCUCUACCACAGAAGCGCUCACAAAUCGCGGAAUCGCUAUAGAUCUGGUCUGCCUGAGCCCGAUGCCACUCCACUCAGUGCCGUUGUUCAAAUACCGCGAGCCAAACCGAGGAGGGAGAUCCAGCUUCUCGUAUGGCGGCGAUAUUCAAGGCGGAGGAUAUUCACCGGAGAUGCGCCACCCCUUUGCAAGUCUGACUAACCGCACGCAUUUCUCUCCGAAAUCGACCUUCUCAAGCACGUCUCCUGCUAGCGGUCCCCGCGGGCCUUGGACACGCGCGAACGAUUGGAGUUACGGUAUCCCGCAUUGGUUGGAUAUUUCCUACUGGAACCCAGAGACAUAUAGGGAGUCUCGACGAAUUCUGAAGAAGGAUCCAAAUGCUCCCAUCCCGUUUACUGUGACUAAAAAAUCAAAGCUCUUUAAAUCACGUGUGCGCAUGUAUGAGAUCCAGAUGGGAGGGGUCAUGGAGAGUGAGCAGUCAAAUAUUUCCAUACCGUAUCUCCUAGAAGACCAGAUUACGUCGAGGAGUCUGAACGUACCGCCUAAGACGUCGUUCCGGCGGAAUUCCCAUUUCAACCACCAACUGAGUGACAGUUUACGGCCAGGGUCUUUCCUAGGGAACAUGACCAACCCGAAGGAGACAAUUCUUUCCAGGUCGCGAAGCGCAUCUGCGACUGCUGCUUGGAUGGAUAAUUAUGAUGACAAUGUUUUCCGGUCAUUUUCUAAACGCAAUCAUCGCCGCAAACAAACCAAACCGAAACGCCCGAGUGAGCCUGAAGUUCAAGUGUCCACCACUCAUGAUCGGCUUUCUGCAAGAUCGAUCACGCACCUACGGGAACAUGAAACCAAACCGAACGAAUGGCCGCGGAAAGAAGCCGCUCCAAAGAUCCCUGCCACCAAAGCCGUCUCGCCUAGGAAACCUGCCCUAAAAGCGCCUUCAAAAACCAAAGUGCCGCGGAUUUCGAGGACAAUCAGCUUUGCGCUUAGAGGGCUAGGAGUAGCUCCGCCGAGAGCUCAGGCAAGCACAGAAGUGAAUGUAGAACAUGCCACCGGACUGCCGAGCUCCAAUACGAAGAGGAGUGCAGGAUCGCUUCGAGAAUCGAAGAGCAUAGAGUCUUUGAGUGCAGCAUCGGACUCGACCUCCACGGCAACGGUUGUUGAAGCAUCACCCAUGCCGAGCACACCACCAAGGCAACGCAAGAGUCCCACAAUUACGCCUUCGCGACCUAUAUCAAUCAGAGUCCCGCUGAAGACGCCGAUCGAAGACUCAGACCAGCCAACGCGCUCUGUAGCAGAGUCCUUUGGGACUAAUGGCGCCGACCUGCCUAUAACUGAGAAGGCUAGCCUCGAGCACCAGACUAGAAAGUCGAUUCCAAGAUUUGAACUGACUACCAGUCCUGGAUUGCGAGAGUCGUCUGCUAAGAACUUACAGAGCAGGCUGCUCGCGCCAUGGGUUCGUUCAAUUAACCCCUGUAACACCCCUCGAGAGGUCUCGCGGGAUACGAGCUGGUUUGGACGCUGGCAGCAUGCCUAUCCACGGCCGCCCCAUGUUGCGGUUGUCAAGUGGAAAAGUUUAAAGUCGCCUGCUGUAUUGCCACUGACUACGGAGGAGUUUCCUACGGCAAGCGAGCUGGCUUCUGAUUAUCUGCAAACACCGUACCGAGUAUUUCCGAACGACGACGCUGAGGGUAUUGAGGCACCCAAAACCACCGGUCUGCUGAUGCGAGAAAUGAUUUCGCUGCGUCUUUCCCACGGCUUCCAGAUUGUCGUUGGGAACAACGUUGUCGAAGCGUCUGGGCGAUACGCACUCAGAUCGCCAAACGUUUUUGAUACGCAGACGCUCGAAAUGGACGGGGCAACUGUUUUCCUGUCGAAAGGACAUUCUAUUCACCGUCUUGUCUGCACUGGGGGCAAUGAGAUUGAGGUUACCCGGUUUGUGCAUAGAAGUUUGUCAGACUUGGUCUCUGAGAAGAAAAACGGGUUGGACAUUGUAUAUUCGCUGGCGAUGCGGACGAUCAUGAGUCGCGAGUACGACAUAAAGCACAUCAAUCUACGUUCAUCAGCUGAAGAAUACAACUGGAACUAUGCAGACAACUAUAUUGCCGGCCACCGGGACUAUUUGUUCAACCCAGCACAGCAGCUUCAUUUCUGGCGCGUGCGGUUCGUCCUGAUCCCGGUCCGUCUGCAUGUACAUGCUCGACGCCACAUGCAACCUAUCAAUGAGGACAACGAGGAGGAAAUCCAUCUGCUUGGUAUUAAUCAACUCACACUUAUCUGGCAGCGACAUAAGUACGUGCCUCCUGAGGAAAAGAGGAUUGAGACCAGCAGCAAGAGUAGGGACCAGAACCCGCUGAAUAUCUUAUAUCAAACGAGAAAUCCGUCAGAAGUGGUUGCGGCAGAGUUAAAUCUUCUCGCGGAUCCGGGGCUGGAGAGCUCCCCGGCACAGUUAUUGCCAGAGUCGGAACUAUUGGAAAGGUCUAGUAUUAGCUUGUCAUCGCUGGCUCAGAUUGUCCAAAGUGACAAGGGAGUGAGGAUGAUGGACCGCAGAUGGCAUUGGAGGCUGCAUUAUAACUGUUUUAUUGGCUCCGAGUUUACGACCUGGCUAUGUCAGAACUUCCGAGACAUUGAAACUCGCGAAGAAGCCGUCGAAUUUGGAAACAAGUUGUUGGAGCUUAACCUCUUCCAGCACGUGGAACAACGGCAUAAAUUCAGAGAUGGUAACUACUUUUACCAGAUCUCGAGCGAGUAUCGUGUUGCCCGUCCAGAGUCGAGGAACAGUUGGUUUCCCCAGAUUAGACCAGACAAGUCAAUUCCGUCGACACCCGCGACGGCAGAUAACUGGAAAGAUUCCCCAUUGAGUGCACACUCACGAUCUGCGAGCGUUGACCAAAAUGCUCCUCAAACACCGACCACGCCAUCAAGGUCGAAGAGCAAAGCGUCAGUUAUGCUCUCGAAGACAUUGAAGUAUGAUGUCGACCCUCGCAAGCGCUCGAACCGGCCAGAGGUGAUUGAUCUUCACUACGACCGGCUGCAUAACCCUGACAACUGUUUCCAUAUUGAAUUAAGCUGGAUGAAUACUACUCCUAAGCUUAUCGAGGAUACCGUUCAGUCAUGGGCCGCGACAGCUGAGAAGUUCGGGCUCAAGCUCGUCCAAGUGCCUAUUGCCGAGGCCAGUGCCAUUGAUCAGACACAGCCAUUCCGCCAGCCAUAUAGGGUCAAGCUCAAAGUGCCCCCUCCCAAAGGUCCCAGCUCGACGAUUUUCAACGCAGCUUCAUUCUCGCAGCAAGACGCACCAGACCCGCAUUAUUUCCAGAAGCUCAUCCUAAAGAAGUUUGACUUUGUCCUUGAUUUCGAAGCCCGCUCAGCCUUCCCUCCAGAUGUGGAAGUCGGCUACUCCUGGGGAAGACCCGACUACCGCUACUCCCAAUACAUCCAUCAAUCAGGCACUCUCCUCGUUCAAAUCACAGACGAAGGCGACUUCCUCGUCCUCGCAAACCGCCUCGUCAGCACCCGCACCGUCCCCUUCACCGGCACGCGCGACCGCGACCACCGCGCCCGCGCAGGCUAUGACCCCAUGGGUACGAUCGAACGUGAUCGUCUCUCCCCGCGACUUUCCCCCCUGGUACGCCCAAUCCAUGACAUCGCCGGCCCCGCAAGCCCAAUGGCACACUCCUCCCUAGACUCGGCUAGCCUCUACCGCGCCCCCGAGCACGUCCUGCACGGGUUCGAGGAGUUCUGCAACGACCCCGUUAGACUAGGGCAGCUAUACAGCGAGUCUUUCGUCUAUCCGGUUUCCGCGAAAGCGGCGCCUACCACGGCGUCUUGUGUUGACUCGUCUAUCCCGUCGCUCGAGUUGCCGGCGCCGGUUAUCGGGCAUCAUAUUUCGCCACCGCCGGGAACGCCGGUGAGACCCGAGACGAGGACUCGCGCUGCGAGCACGAGUGCUAAUGGCAGUCUGCCACUUAUUGACCCAAGGAGUCGGCAGCGUGAGGAGAGUUCGGUUGCGAGGGGGAGCCCGAGGAGUGCCUCGAUUAUGUUGUAA
Messenger RNA from Aspergillus nidulans FGSC A4, 5496 nucleotides. RefSeq names its product GTPase-activating protein IML1 (gene iml1). The transcript has 2 exons. The coding region runs from base 1 to 5496 and encodes 1831 amino acids. The record is from RefSeq and is a predicted model, not a curated record. Gene Ontology annotation, molecular function: GTPase activator activity. NCBI's taxonomy places the organism in Eukaryota, Fungi, Ascomycota, Eurotiomycetes, Eurotiales, Aspergillaceae. Gene Ontology annotation, cellular component: vacuolar membrane. Gene Ontology annotation, biological process: intracellular signal transduction.